CUGCAUGAUCUUUACGGUCCCCUAUUCAGGGUCUCGUUAGGACUACGGUACUCAUACAAACGCAUUGAGACUGUGACUGUCUGUUGGACACGGCGGCUGUUCUUGGUUCGCACAUUGGUACCGCCUGGUAGGGUAUACCCAAGAGAGAAUUCCUGCGUAAGCUCGACCAUCAGUCGCCCGCGAUGAUUCGAAGAGGGCGACUACAAGGCUGGCUCAAACGCCCUAUAUCCGAGUUUCGGCCAUGGGCAGAGUUCAAUGGCGUCUCAUUCGACGGUAUCAAGAUAGGGCCGCUACCUGGAUUUGAGGGCCGCGGGUCAACCGUCAUAGCGGAGCGAGACCUGGCUACAGGCAAAGAGCCACCUCUCGUGGUUGUGCCCACGGAUCUAAUUCUCUCCCUGGAAGGCGUAAAUGUAUCUGCAAAGGCUGACCAGCAACUGAAAGAGCUGCUUGACUCCUUGGGUCAGUUCGGAAGAACUGCUAGAGGCGCUAUAUUGGUGUUCCUCCUCUUCCAGGCUUCAAUAUCAUGCCCAGAUAUACCAGAAAGUGUGGGAGUGCCAUGCCCACUGACAGAAUAUAUCAAAUUUCUUCCUGAGGAGCUUCUACCCACCUUUUGGACCGAAGACGAACACGAAAUCCUUUUAGGAACCACGCUAAAACCGGCCAUCAACGCGAAACUUAAUAGUCUAUUUCGGGAAUUUGAAGAGGUCAGGACUGCUACAGCUAAUAUAGGAUGGUGUAAAAAGUAUUGGUGGGAUGAAGAUGACGGCUUCAUUACUUUCGAUGACUGGAUGCAAGUGGAUGCAAUGUAUCGAUCCCGGGCCCUCGAAUUUCCCGGCAUAGGAGACUGUAUGGUUCCUUGUGUAGAUAUGGCGAAUCAUUCGUCUGGCGAUGCGACAGCCGCACUAUACGAAAAGGACGAAAAUGGAAACGGCGUGCUUAUAUUGCGCGACGGCAAGAGUAUCAAGAAGGACGGGGAGAUAACAAUCACAUAUGGCGACGACAAGGGAGCGUGUGAAAUGAUAUUCUCCUAUGGAUUCAUUGAAGACUCCAUGGACUCUGCGAAGGUUAUGUUCAUUGAUCUCACGAUACCAGACGAUGACCCUCUCCGGGCAGCGAAGCUAGCUGUCAGUACCGCCGCACCAGGGUUCCGAUUGUUCGAUAAAGGUGAUCGUACGGACUGGGAAAGUGACUUCAUAUGGCUCGUCUGCAUCAAUGAAGAGGAUGGUCUCGGUAUCAACUUCUUGCGGACAAUCGACGGCAAAUUGGAGAUGAAGUCUCUUUGGAAGGAGGAAGAGUUGGCUGGCACUGCAGAUCUAAGAGGCCUUCUUCAAAACGAAGAGCUGUGGGAUGUCUACCAAUUGCGCGCGGUUGCCAUUCUGCAAGGCCGCGUCGAAACCCAGAUUAGGACGCUCUACGAGACGGGUGAUCCUGAAAGAGGAGACCACAUUAGAGACAUGCCGUGGAAGCUAGCCGGGAGACUCCGUGAACUCGAACUAACACUGUUAGAGAGAGCCUACGGAGACCUCGAAGAUCAGAAGCUUGUGCUCGUUCAAUCACAGGUCGUUAGGAAGUAUCUCGGCCUGGAUGAUGACGAGGCCGUAGAAGAAGAUUUUACCUAGGCAGGUUUGCUUCUGAGAGAAACGGCUUUCGGUAGAAAAGCAAUAGCCACGGCUAUUCAAGAAUAUCA
This is a messenger RNA of Mytilinidion resinicola, 1687 nucleotides long. RefSeq names its product SET domain-containing protein. Bases 183 to 1619 code for a protein of 478 amino acids. NCBI's taxonomy places the organism in Eukaryota, Fungi, Ascomycota, Dothideomycetes, Mytilinidiales, Mytilinidiaceae. Gene Ontology annotation, biological process: peptidyl-lysine monomethylation. Gene Ontology annotation, molecular function: protein-lysine N-methyltransferase activity; protein binding. The record is from RefSeq and is a predicted model, not a curated record. The transcript has 5 exons. Gene Ontology annotation, cellular component: nucleus.